Molecule: messenger RNA, 3953 nt
Organism: Ostrinia furnacalis (Asian corn borer)
Lineage: Eukaryota; Metazoa; Arthropoda; Insecta; Lepidoptera; Crambidae
Gene: muskelin
Product: muskelin 1
Exons: 14
Coding region: 84-2561 (825 amino acids)
Cellular component (GO): cytoplasm
Molecular function (GO): protein binding
Source: RefSeq, a predicted model, not a curated record
GCAGGCAGGCAGGCACUGCGUGAAAAAUAUUACGAUUAAUAACAAAAGAUUUUCCUCAGAUUUUUAUAUAAAUUUGCGUUAAAAUGGAUGAAAAAUAUGAAAGUGUUAAACUGUGUUAUACAAUACAUAAAUAUUCUAGUUAUACUCCCAAUUAUGUUCCGGAAAACAUUAUGGUAAACAAUCCAUCAGAUCAGCUAUCAAAGUGGUUUACAGAUUGCACGACACCGUACCAAUAUAUUAUGUUAAAGUUAGAAUCUCCAUCAAUAGUGGAAACAAUACAAUUUGGAAAAUAUCUGAAGACUCAAGUCAGUGAUCUUAAGAAAUUCCAGAUUUUUGGUGGGACUGAUGAAAAUAAUCUGUCAUUACUGCUAACAGCUGGGCUAAAGAAAGACAGUUCACCUGAGACGUUCAGGCUGAGACACAAGACAACAGAGGGCUCAUAUUUGCCUGUGAGUUACAUCAAGAUCGUGCCUCUGCAGUCGUGGGGGCCGGCAUACAACUUCUCCAUCUGGUACGUGGAGUUGCAAGGCAAUAAUCAGGAGCAGCUUAUCAAUAGUGCCAUGGAAACCAUUAAUUUGCGUAAAGAAGAAGAAGCGGUGAGAAUGAUAUUGAAGCACUUGCGGCGGCGUCGCUACCGAGACGCCUUCGAGGCGCUCUCCAGAGAGAGUGGGGUGCAGCUAGAGGGUCCGCUACAGGCUCGGCUUUGGAAUGCUCUCGUUGAGAAUGGGGACUACAAACUCGCUGAAGAGAUACUUGAGGAAGCAGUUCAAGAAGGAGAGUUCGACUGGUACGUGUCGUGGCAGCCGUACAAGCCGGUGUGGAGACUGAUGUCGGCGUGCAGCGCGGGCGUGGAGGCGCGCCUGUGCUGCGAGCCCGCGCCGCCGCCGCCGCCCGGCCGCACCGCCGACCUGCUGUGCGCCGACCGCGAGCCGCAGGAGGCGGGCGCGGGUGGUCCGGCGUGCGACGCGGCGUACGAGUGCGUGACGGCUUGCAACGCGGCGGCGUGCUGCCGGCCCGGCCCGCGCGGCGGCCACCAGCUCGUGGUCGACGCCACCACAGGAACCCUAUACUUAUUCGGCGGCUGGAACGGCACCGAAGACCUGGACGACCUGUGGGCCUUCGACACCAACACGGAGCGCUGGUCGCUGCUCUGCGAGCACAGCGCGCGCGCCGGCGGCCCGUCGCCGCGCUCCUGCCACAAGAUGGCGCUGGACCCGCUGCGCAGGCGCCUCUACACCGUUGGCCGCUACCUCGACAACGCCCAGCGUAUACCCUCCGAAAUGAACAGUGACUUAUACAUGUACGACAUCACGGCUGGCGAGUGGCAGCUUCUCUGCCGUGACACGGCGGCGGCGGGCGGCCCGCGGCUCGUGUUCGACCACCAGAUGUGCAUCGACCCGGAUGCGCAGACCAUAUACGUGUUUGGUGGACGAGUGUUGCCUGCUAACACCGAGGAGUCGGCGAGCCCGGUAUACUCGGGGCUAUACGCGUACUACAUCGCGGCCAACACGUGGCAGGCGCUGCUGGCCGACCACACAGACGGCGCCGUGCCCGCGCCGCUGCCGCGCGUGUCGCACUCCAUGCUGUUCCACCCGGGCCAAGGCCGUCUCUAUAUGUUCGCGGGGCAGCGGAACAAGGAACACCUGGUGGACCUGUGGUGGUGGGACGUGCGCACGCAUCGCCGCGAGUGCGUGUGCAGUGCUCCGCCGCGCGCGCCGCCCGCCGCCGGCUUCACGCAGCGAGCGACCAUAGACCCCGAUACUGACGAGAUUUUUGUGCUGUCGGGCAUGAGCAAGGAGAAGGACAAGCGCGUGUACAACACGCUGUGGGUGUUCUCGCUGCGGCGGCGCGCCUGGGCCUGCGUGUACCGCUCCGACGCCGUGGCGCCCGGCCAGCCGCGCCCGCGCUUCGCCCACCAGCUCGUCUACGACCCCGUCAAGAAGAUUCACUACUUAUUCGGCGGCAACCCCGGCAACCACAGCUGCCCGCGGCUCCGGCUCGACGACCUGUGGUCACUUCAGCUCACGCGGCCCACCGCCGGCGCCGUCUGGGCCGGCGCGCGCGCCGCCUUGAGGGAGGCGCGCUAUAGAGAGCUGGCUGCGUCGCCACAGGCCGCGACAUUAGCCCUGCAGUACCUGAGGACUGAGCUACGUGAUGCGUUGGACCACUCGGACCCUGAACAGGUGGCGCGCUUCCAGAAGCUAGCGACGGUUUUAUUCGCGCCACCCGAGCCGUCGCGCGCGCCCGCCGCGCUCACGCCGCGCCGCACGCGCGCCUUACAGAGACGGCGGGCGCACGCGCAGCCGCAUCCAGACUUAGCGCAAGCGCUGCAAGCCGUCCUAGGCGCAGACGACAGCAUGCCCGAACCGCCUCAACCGUUCGAGGAGCUGGCCAGCCCCACGCCCGACACGUGGGACGUGGGCACCGACGAGGACGACGCCGGCGCCCAGCAGUGGGACGCGCGCGCCGCCCGCGUGCAGCUCUACGACGAGCUGUGCAAGUACUUCCGACCUAGUGCCGUGCCGCCGCCGGCCGACGUCGCCGACCUCGUCGCGCUGUAACCGCCGACGCCGCCGACCCCGCCGGAAGGUAACAAAAGGCGACAGCACUGCUGGCUCAAUAUUCAUCUUCUUUGAAUGUGUGAAGAACUGAAGAUAUAGUAGCAGUAUACACUGGCCGUUGCCAGCCGCCGUUGCUUGUCACCGGGGUAAAAAGUAAACCGCCGCUGCCGCCGGAAGGUAACAAAAGGCGACAGCACUGCUGGCUCAAUAUUCAUCUUCUUUGAAUGUGUGAAGAACUGAAGAUAUAGUAGCAGUAUACACUGGCCGUUGCCAGCCGCCGUUGCUUGUCACCGGGGUAAAAAGUAAACCGCCGCUGCCGCCGGAAGGUAACAAAAGGCGACAGCACUGCUGGCUCAAUAUUCAUCUUCUUUGAAUGUGUGAAGAUGUAGAGCACAGUCCCUUGCCGUUGCCAACCGCCGUUGCCUGUCACCGGGGUAGAAAGUAAACCGCAUUAAACGUUGUAUAACAGGCGAAACUAUGUUAUUUCGUUUCACCAUUCUAUGUACUCUCAAGUUAAUUUUCUCUUUAGCAACAAAAAAAUUAUAAUCAGAAAAGUAAACGGUACACGUUUUUUCUUAAAAAAAAAAUAGUACAAGGUGAAUGAAAAGAAAGAUACUAUAAAAAUUUGGUGCUUUAGUAUUAAGUUUAAUGAUUUGCCUUUUAAUGUCUCAACGUCGCGGAGUCCAAGGCCGAAUUAAAGAAUUCAUGUGGAUGCGAUUGUUGUCAUAUUUUUACUCAAUUAAACGGUAGUGACUAGGUUUAUAAAAUUGUAAUUAAUGCUGUUUGACAGCAGUAUCUUGAAUUUUUUCAUUCACUAAAUAAUAUUAUGACUCAAUAUUUCGUCAAAAGCGGUUAGGAGCCAAAAAAUGGUUUGACUUAUUGGAUGUUAUACAACGUUUGAUAAACAAGGCGGUUCUCAUCUACAUGACGUAUGUCUUGUGUGAAAUAAUAUUUCGAAAAAACUCGCCAAAGUUGCAUUUUCAUUAUUUCCACUAAUUCAUUGUUACAUCACAACCGGGUCAUCGUGGUUGGGCUAUAAAGCUCAGUUACUUACAAUAAAAAAUAUUGACAUACAAAUCAAAUUAAUCUAUUUAUUGUGACCAUUUAUGUUAUAAUGUGUGGUUAUAUGCGUUUAGACUUGCAGUAAAAGACAAUAGAAAUAACACUAAUUUAGAAAUAUGGCAUUGUCAGUCUACAUUAUGAGUCUGCUUGUAAACAAUAUGCAUAGAGCCAGCUUCAUAUCACUAACGUAAACUAAACGUAAAAUAACAUGAUACAAAUUACGUAAUAAAUAAGACGAACCUAAUGCAUUUUCGUUUAUAAUAAUAUUAUUACCUAUUCAUAUUUAUUGUAAAAUUAUUAGUGACAUUCUAAAUACACUCGACAUCAAAU